UAUGACUGUCAUUGGAAUUAAAAUAAAAUACAAAAAUGGCCGCGUUUGGUAUGUGCGAAACCCCCGGUUGCAAAUCUAUUGCACAAUUACAAUGCCCGACGUGUAUUAAACUUGGUAUACAGGGCUCAUUCUUCUGCAAUCAGGAUUGUUUCAAGAAAUCGUGGAAAACUCACAAAGUUAUCCAUUCGUUGGCGAAGGGCGAGUCGACAGAUGGCUCGAAGGUCGAGUACAAUCCUUGGCCGUCAUACAAUUUCUCGGGGAAGUUGAGGCCUUACCCGCCGGGGCCGAAGCGGACGGUACCACCGCAUAUAGGUCGCCCAGACUACGCUGACCACCCGACCGGUUUCCCCGCGUCUGAGAACGCUGCGAAGGGCUCUGGACAGAUUAAAGUGUUAGACGAUGAAGAGAUCGAGGGUAUGCGCGUCGCCUGCCGCUUGGGAAGAGAAGUGUUGGAUGAAGCUGCAAAAGCUUGUGCGGUUGGUGUGACAACCGAUGAGAUUGACCGUGUCGUCCACGAGGCCAGCAUUGAGAGAGAAUGCUAUCCAAGCCCGCUCAACUACCACAACUUCCCUAACAGCUGCUGUACUUCUGUUAACGAGGUUAUCUGCCACGGGAUACCAGAUACCCGUCCGUUGGAGGAUGGUGAUGUCUGCAAUGUAGACGUAACAGUCUACCACCGAGGCUUCCACGGAGACCUCAAUGAGUCCUUCUUCGUAGGCAAUGUGCCCGAAUCAACUCGGAAACUGGUCCAGGUGACCUACGAGUGCCUGAUGAAGGCCAUAGACAUUGUGAAGCCCGGUGAGAAGUACCGUGAGAUUGGGAAUGUGAUACAGAAGCAUGCGCAAGCCAACGGGUUCAGUGUAGUUAGGAGUUACUGCGGACAUGGAAUACAUAGGCUGUUCCAUACCGCGCCUAAUGUCCCACAUUAUGCCAAAAAUAAAGCAGUAGGCGUGAUGAAGCCCGGACACUGCUUCACGAUCGAGCCAAUGAUCAACGAGGGCAGCUGGCGUGACGAGCAGUGGCCGGACCACUGGACUGCCGUCACCGCCGACGGCUCGCGCUCUGCUCAGUUUGAACAAACCCUGCUAGUAACGGAGACCGGGUGCGACAUCCUCACCGCGCGCGGCACCGGCCGACCCUGGUUCAUGGAUCAGCUGGAGAAACUCAACGCCAACUCUUAGUCUAUCCACAAGCCAGUUCUGAAAGUCAGUAUGUCUACAUUUGAUUUUGGACCGUAAUACCAUGGGGUUAAGGUGAGUUUUUGUUUUAAAUACAAUCAAGCAAAGUAUUACAAGAUAUUAGUAGCGAGGCGUCUUCAACUCUUCAUAUACGGGGCUGGAGAUAUCUUUAAUAUCACAUUCGAUUUCGGACCGUAAUUCCAAACAUUUAAGGUGCGUUAUUGUUUUAUAAACGACCGCAGAUGUUUUAGUAGUAAGGGGUACAGUCAACCAAUUUGAUUGAAUAAAUGUAGUGUUCUGCCAUUUUGAAUAAUUUCCAAAGAUGGAAUCUUAGACAUAAUUAUCUAUUUAAUUAUCGAACCUGAUCACAAAAUUUCACGAGAAUUGGUUGAGAAUUGCGACCUGUAUAGUUCGUUUUUUUUAGCAUUAGAAAUUUAAUAAGGUGAACAAUCUUGAUGUGUCUUUUAAUUGAAAAACACAUUUCAAAAAUAAGUUACUGCAAAUAUGUAACAAUUAUGAAUCUAAUACGUUCAUUUAUAUUCUUCUGCUUUCAUAAGUAAUAGUUUUUGAUUUUUAAAAAGCGUUUUUCAAUUACAAGUUCUUCUUGCAAGUUCUUUCUAAUGCUAAAAAAAACUAACUAUAGAGGAGAACAUCCGGACAUACAAAAGCAUUUUCCCCAAGCUAAAAUUGAGACCCUCGCUAACGCUCGGUCAAAAAGCAAGUAUUUUAACACAUUCAGCGCCAAGAACCCGACUGUCGGGUACACUGUUCGUAGCGACUACGCGCUCCAUACGGCGAAGACGUGGCUACGCGCUACGAGCGUAACCCGUAGCACUUAGUGGCAAUGAAUGUGUUUUAUGUGUUAUUAGUAAUAACACAUAAUUAUUAGACAUCUGACUUUUGGAACAUGAUUGUCAAGUAUCUUUAAUCGAGCAAUAUCACGUACAAUCUAAUCUUGGCCGUAAGUCCUCUGAGU
Messenger RNA from Cydia fagiglandana, 2154 nucleotides. Its product is annotated as methionine aminopeptidase 1. Gene Ontology annotation, molecular function: metalloaminopeptidase activity. Gene Ontology annotation, cellular component: cytosol. The record is from RefSeq and is a predicted model, not a curated record. Lineage: Eukaryota; Metazoa; Arthropoda; Insecta; Lepidoptera; Tortricidae. Gene Ontology annotation, biological process: proteolysis. The transcript has 7 exons. Bases 36 to 1181 code for a protein of 381 amino acids.